Messenger RNA from Diversispora eburnea, 915 nucleotides. The record is from the annotation of a GenBank genome assembly. NCBI's taxonomy places the organism in Eukaryota, Fungi, Glomeromycota, Glomeromycetes, Diversisporales, Diversisporaceae.
AUGAGUUCAAGCCGUCGUAACCGCAAUAUUAAUUAUGAUAGUGAAGAAGAAGAUGCAGGUCCAAGUAAAAGGACACGAAGGAGACAAAAUAAUAUAGAAACUAGUAGACCUGUAAAGCGUAGUCGACGUGAACCUGUAGAAUCAUCAUCCUCGAGCGAUUCUUCACAAGAAGAACUUAACGUUCAAUCAUCAUCACUUGCUGAUAAAACAAUAAAAAAGAUGUCAACCGAAGUUGUUCGACUUGCUUUGGCUUGCGAACUUCGCAAAGUUCCUUUAAGGCGUGAAGAAGUGGUGAGAAAAGGCAUGUAUUUAUGUGUGUUGGUCGAUCAUUCAAGAGCUUUUCCAGUAGUACUGUUAAAAGCUCAAGAAAAAUUGCGUGACAUAUUCGGAAUGGAUUUAGAGGAAUUGCCUACAAAAGAAAAAUCAACCGUUGCACGUCGACGUGUCAUAAAAAAAGAAAAUGCAUCCGCUAAAUCUUUUAUGUUGCGAAAUAUUCUUCCAAAGAAGCUCAGAGAAAUUAAUUUAAUUCAAUGGGAUAAAAAUCAAGAAUUGGAAAAAAUGGGCCUUCUUACGGUCAUUCUCAGCUUGAUUCACGUGAACGGAAGAACAUUAUCGGAUGAUCAACUUGAUCAUUACUUCCGGCGACUUCGCCUUGGAAACGAACCCUUUGAUACAACCAAAUUGAUAGCAACUUUCAUUAAACAAGGCUAUCUGAACAAACAGAAAGUUAGUGCAAUUGAAAAUUCCCGAACAUCAGAAAAAGAUCCUGUCGAAUACCGAUGGGGUCCAAGAGCAAAGAUUGAAUUUUCCGAAUCAAGCAUUUGUGAUUUUAUUAAAGGAAUCUAUGGAGAUGAUGCAUUACCUGACCUUCCUAAACAAAUUGAAAGAGCAUCCGGACUUGAAUUUAAAAUGUGA